AGAAUUCACACAGGAGAGAAGCCAUUUUCAUGUUCAGAAUGUGGGAAAUGUUUUCACCGUAAUUCAUCUCUUCUUAAACAUCAGAGGAUUCACAAAGGGGAGAAGCCAUUUUCAUGUUCAGAAUGUGGGAGAUGUUUUCGCUACAAAUCAGCUCUUGUCACACAUCAGAGAAUUCAUACAAGUAAGAAGCCAUUAUCAUGUUCAGAGUGUGGUGAAUGUUUUCAGAAGAAAUCAGCUUUUCUUAUUCAUCAGAAAAUUCACACAGGAGAUGAGCUAUUUUCAUGUUCAGAAUGUGGUAAAUUUUUUAACCAUAAAUCACAUCUUGUUAUCCACCAGAGAACUCAUACAGGGGAUAAGCCAUUUUCAUGUUCAGAAUGUGAUAAAUGUUUUAACAGUAAAUCUGCUCUCGUUAUCCAUCAGACAAUUCACACAGGAGAGAAGCUAUUUUCAUGUUCAGAAUGUGGGAAAUGUUUUAACCAGAUAUCACAUCUUGUUAUCCAUCAGACAAUUCACACAGGAGAGAAGGUAUUUUCAUGUUCAGAAUGUGGUAAAUGUUUUAACCAUAAAUCACAUCUUGUUGUACAUCAGAGAACUCACACAGGGGAGAAGCCAUUUUCAUGUUCAGAAUGUGGGAAAUGUUUUAACCGUAAAUCACAUCUUGGUAUACAUCAGAGAAUUCACACAGGAGAGAGGCCAUUUUCAUGUUCAGAAUGUGGUAAAUGUUUUCAACAAAAAUCAGUUCUUGUUAAACAUCAGAGAAUUCACACAGGAGAGAGGCCGUUUUCGUGUUCAGAGUGUGGGAAAUGUUUUAGGCAUAAAUCAGUUCUUAUUACACAUCAAAAAACUCACACAUAAGAGAAGGUAUCUUCAUGCUUAGCCCGUUAGUGACCACCCUUACAUGUUUUUAUGGUGGUCACUAACUGACUUUAUUCCAUCAGAUACUUUUUUUAUUUUUAUAUACAGAGACCCCAAUUGACUCUGCUCUUACUGGAUGGUUUUGGACAUUGGCCCUUAAAGGGGCUGUCUCAUCAUGGACAAUGGGGGCAUAUCACUA
This is a messenger RNA of Bufo bufo (common toad), 1054 nucleotides long. RefSeq names its product zinc finger protein 300-like. The annotation marks the transcript as partial. The transcript has 2 exons. Lineage: Eukaryota; Metazoa; Chordata; Amphibia; Anura; Bufonidae. The record is from RefSeq and is a predicted model, not a curated record. Gene Ontology annotation, biological process: negative regulation of transcription by RNA polymerase II; regulation of cytokine production; regulation of immune system process.